Molecule: messenger RNA, 796 nt
Organism: Merops nubicus (carmine bee-eater)
Lineage: Eukaryota; Metazoa; Chordata; Aves; Coraciiformes; Meropidae
Gene: PEPD
Product: peptidase D
Exons: 7
Molecular function (GO): peptidase activity
Source: RefSeq, a predicted model, not a curated record
UCGUGUGAUUAAGACAGACAUGGAGUUGGAAGUUCUGCGCUACACCAAUAAAAUCUCCAGUGAAGCUCAUAAAGAGGUAAUGAAGGCAGUAAAAGCAGGUAUGAAAGAAUACGAGAUGGAGAGCCUGUUCCAGCACUACUGCUACGCUCGAGGUGGCAUGCGCCACACUUCCUACACGUGCAUCUGUGGCAGUGGGGAGAACUCAUCUGUUCUACACUAUGGCCAUGCUGGAGCCCCAAAUGAUAAAACUAUUGAAGAUGGAGACUUGUGCCUGUUUGAUAUGGGAGGAGAGUAUUACUGCUAUGGCUCCGACAUCACCUGCACCUUCCCUGCCAAUGGAAAGUUCACUCCUGACCAAAGGGCUAUCUAUGAAGCAGUGCUGAAGUCUUCACGGGCUGUAAUGAAAGCAGUCCAGCCAGGGGUUGCCUGGCCUGAUAUGCACCGUCUGGCUGACAGAGUCCAUCUGGAAGAGUUGACUAAAAUUGGCAUUCUGAAAGGCAAUGUAGAUGACAUGGUGAAGGUUCAUCUGGGUGCAAUAUUUAUGCCACACGGACUUGGACAUCUACUUGGAAUCGAUGUGCAUGACGUUGGAGGCUACCCAGAGGGGGUGGAGCGCAUUGACCUGCCCGGGCUCAGGAGCCUGCGCACCGCCCGCAGCCUGGAGCAGGGCAUGGUGCUGACCAUCGAGCCGGGCAUCUACUUCAUUGACCACCUCUUGGACCAAGCCCUCCGUGAUCCUGCUCAGUCCUGUUUCAUCAACAACGAUGUCUUGCAGCGCUUUAGAGGAUUUGGUGGG